Molecule: messenger RNA, 948 nt
Organism: Adineta ricciae
Lineage: Eukaryota; Metazoa; Rotifera; Eurotatoria; Adinetida; Adinetidae
Source: the annotation of a GenBank genome assembly
AUGACAGAUACAGAUCGAUCGCAACCAUUGAAUGUACCACGUGGUGGACGUUCCGCACGAUAUCGAACGCAUAGUUCAGGCAGUUUAUCAUCUUCGUUUGGUUCACCUUCGGGUUUGACAAAUAUAAACAACAGCAAUGGUGGGAUCCCGAUGGCACACAAUAAAAAAUCAGGCGUAGGAUCGAGUGGAAACAGUAAUAUUGGGUCACUUUCCACGACAAUGGGUAGUGGAAGUACGGGCGGUACUUUGCCACAAUUCGAUGAAAAGCAUGCAGCAGCUGGAAAUAUCUUUGAACAUCGUCAAGAUUGGUCAAUACUCAAUCGUUUGCCUUUACAUAAAAGAAAUGCUAUACAUAUUCGUCUUGAAGACGAAGGUCCCUAUGGAAAUGAUGAAACGCGUUGUUUUGUUUUAUCUCAAUUAUCGAUGGUGGGUUGUACAGACGUCGCAUGUACUGUUUGCGGUCAAUCAAUGGUUGUUUAUGAUCGUUAUCCUCUUGUUGAUGGGACACUUUUCCUCAGUCCUAUUAAACACAGUGAUAAUGGGAAAGUCUCUGUUGCUGUUUAUCAUAACGAUCGACAGCUGUAUCUACAUGGCAUAUGUCUCGAGUGCCUAUCAAUGCGUUCAUUACAUGUACUUUGUCGUCUAUGUAAGACGAAAUUCAAUUUUGAUCCAAUUAUAUUCGGUACACUCUAUUAUUAUGAUCUGUUUGCGGCAUUUCCAUGCUGUCAAGCGCGUUUAUCCUGUUCGAAGUGUUUUCAACCAAUUGUUUCGAUAAAAGAUGGCUUAAUCAAUUUCAGUAACUACUCAUCAGAAUUCGAAUGCGGACAUUGUGGAAUGAAGAGUCACCAUUUUUCUAAUAAAACAAAGCCAAUUUGGUUAUGUGCCAAGAUUGUUAUCAAUAUUGAUUUCGACGAUAUUCACCAUAAAAAUUACCUUCUUCACUCAUAG